This is a messenger RNA of Cuscuta campestris, 1660 nucleotides long. The record is from the annotation of a GenBank genome assembly. Lineage: Eukaryota; Viridiplantae; Streptophyta; Magnoliopsida; Solanales; Convolvulaceae.
AAGCGAUCAUGGGUUCUUCUUCUAGAAAUUUGUAUGCAGGAAUAGGUGAAGGGCAAUCAACCACACGGCCACCUCUUUUUGAUGGAACCAAUUAUACAUAUUGGAAAGAACGAAUGAGAAUCUAUAUUCGUUCCACGAACUUCCAAUUAUGGUUGGUUAUCAAAAACGGGGAAGAGGUGCCGAUGAAGAAAGUCGGAGACAAGUUGAUCCCCAAGACCGAAGACGAGUUUGAUGCCGAGGACAUCAAAAAGGUCGAGAAUUAUGCAAAAGCAAUAAACAUGCUUUAUUGUGCCGUAAAUCCUGAUGACUACCGCAAGAUCUCUUGCUGCUCAACCGCCAAAGAGAUGUGGGAUAAACUUGAGGUGACGUACGAAGGAACGGACCAAGUACAACAAGAAUCCAUUAAGAUUCGGUUCUCAAGAAUGAAGUCGAAACACUAAACUAGCGUAGAAUUUAGGUAGAAACCGAUGCCAUACAAAAUAAAGAACCAUCAAAUAAACAUCAAUGUGAUCACACUUUAUCAAAGUAGACCACGUCCAGGCUCUUGCAUAAUCCACUUCCAGCUUCUAGUACCAUGCAUCAUCCCAACAAUAGUACGGUAGGCAAAACAAGGGCAUGAAGGGAGAAUAUAUUGGGGGUACCAGCAUAGCCAAGAUAACCCAAGCUCUUCCAAAUACCCCAACCGAAAGGGUCAAGACGAGCAUUAGGUAGCGUGCCAGCAGGACCAAAAAGGCAAAAUACAACAUAAUAACCAACCCCAAUCGGAUUGGUGUUACCUCCACCAUGAGGCAAAACCGGGUAAAGAAUCAGCUUCACUUUUGAACAAAAAUCAGCCGCAAACAGAUCCAAAAGCAGCGGGGAAUACAAGCCAAUACGCUGCCCAGGGACACCAUAAAACUUCCAAAUUGUUUCAGAUACACCAUCAGCGAACCCACCCACAACAGGACUGCCCAAACAGCCCUCAAACAAAUGGCAGUAGCAUUUUCCACUGUCAACUUCCACAGCGAGGAAGUGACGUUAUCCAGCCCAUGGUUCCAGCAUCCUCUCCGGAAAUAGGACUUCUAGGGCCAGCAACAAGACAUGCCAAGCCCUGUCCCCAUUCCUUAGUCACGCAGGACAAAAACAGCAAGUAUUACUGUUCAUUCCAGCGAGUCAAAGUCCUUGUUGUUAGAGGCAUAUAAACCAGUAGUUAGUCUGGUUUUAAGCCAUAUACCAACUGCCGUCAAGUGUUAGUAAGAACCAAUCCAUAGCUUGCCUUCAAUUCAGCAAACUCAUCACCAAAAGUAGUGCAGUUUCUGCAUUUCAGUAAGGUCAAAGGCAUCCCCAACCUAGCUGGUCAGAGGUUGAGUUCAGCCACUCUAGAAGGUUUCCAAAGAUUGGCAUGUUGAAACCAGUCCAAAGCUUAAAUUGCAGUUCCAGCCCCACUAUUUGACACAAUUCAUAGAUUCAAAAUCCUCCACGAAGCAUGAACCAGAGCUCCAGGUUCACGCAAUUAACACUUCAAACACAAGCAGUCAAGAAUCAUGUGCUUUGGGCAGAUUUGGGCAUUUCCCAACCCCAACAGCCUACUCAUACAGUUCUUCCAUGGCUUCAGGUCCUCCACAACAAAAAAACACCCACAAAAAACCAACACAAGACUAUCAUGGUUCCAAAGUCAUGG